Molecule: messenger RNA, 3608 nt
Organism: Aureobasidium subglaciale EXF-2481
Lineage: Eukaryota; Fungi; Ascomycota; Dothideomycetes; Dothideales; Saccotheciaceae
Exons: 1
Coding region: 74-3367 (1097 amino acids)
Cellular component (GO): mitochondrial inner membrane
Source: RefSeq, a predicted model, not a curated record
AAGAUCAAGGCCAAAGAUCUGACUUUCUGAACUUUUGAAACCAAUCGCAUGCUCCAUUCUGCAUGACCUUCUGAUGUUGCGGCCGUUGUCUGCUAGAGACGCGUCGACAUGUCUACGAUGCAAUCUACGUCUCGUGCUCCGCCAAAUCCAUCAACGCCGAAAUCAGUCCUCGGACCAGUCGCCUCAUCUGACCCUGGACUCCACCGUGCAAGCGCCUACGCCUGAGCAGAAGUCGAUCCAGAACGAACAAUCCGGUCUUCUUUCGAUUGUCCGUACACAUGGCAACCACGGUAGGAUCCGCGGGAGGAAAGGUGGCCAGAGACGUGUCGAGUCGUCCGAGCCUUUGUCUAUCGACAGCUUGGGCCGAUCUUCAGAUGUCAUCGUUCUGCGUGACUUGCACGAGCCCCAGCCAGCGAAAAAGUCACUCCUGGACUAUCAGAACAUGCAAGAAGAGGGCACUCUCGAGCCCAAGCCUCGUGCUUUGACUUCCAGGGAUAUCCAGGAAAUGGCUGGUGGCAGAGCAAUUCGACCAGCCCUCGCCGAAGUAUUCGAGUCGAUAGACGCUCUCAGGCCUGAAGAGGGUGUUUACAUCGUCACUAGGUCCGAGUAUGACGCCAAGUUCACUGCCAUAGCCAAGGCCUAUAACAUGACCCAGCUCAGAGGCUAUGUUUAUCAGUAUACUCGCCCCGAACGGAAGCGAGGAACUGCCCUCAAAUCAAGCAAGCGUAAUAGCACUGCGGUUCGUCAGAACAACGUAGACUCUACUGAGAUCAGUAGCUCUGGGGAAGAGUUACAAACCCUUACGCGAACCGCCUGGCACCCCGGGGACACUCCUAUCGAGAAGCGAUUGCCUGUGCACCUCUCCACCGUACAUACGGCCCGCAAGAUGAACAACAAGGAAUAUGUGAUAGACUUUAUAUUGCGCGACAUUUGGUCACUCGGAAUCGAGGAAGAAGAAGCAGCUCUGGGCGAAUUAGAGUUUAUCUUGUCACCUAUGCAAUUUGGCCUAUUGCUCACCAAAAAUUCGGAAACGCUGCGACCCCUGCUUGACAGCUCUAAAUACUACAAGAACUCUCGCUUCCAGUUGCACCAAGCCGAUCGUGUCAUCCGAAUCAUAGGUCCAAAAGCUGAGGCUGAGGCCAUUGCACACGUCUUGGCUGAGGCUUAUGCUCCUGCUAGAAGCGCAGACAUGGACCUCAAGAGCUUCCACACCGCUAUGCAUAGUUAUCCUACCGGCUUCAAAUUACACGAUGUACUCACUCUUCAACGCCUGAACAAUAUUAUGGAGUUGACAAGGACCUACAUCAGCUACGACUCCGACGCUCGGCGACUUCGUAUUGCCAGCUUCGUUGAUACCGCUAUCAAUGACGCCCAUCGCUUAAUUGUCGCUCUGUUACCCAUGGACAUGCGCAGAAAGGUCAUAGAUCUUUAUGACAUGCGCAGCACCGACGAGUACCGUCUAGAGCCCAUAUCAACCAUGAAGCAUCUGCCUUCUCGUCAUAAACACCGCCUACUUGGUCGAUGGGUCACUAUCUCGACCAAAAUUCCAAGCCCCGACGAACAAUUCCCCACUCAACCUAACCAAGGAGCCGAGAUUCUCGACAGCGGAGGCGCUUCAGACGCCACCACCGUGCCUCUAUACAGUCCGAUUGUUGCGAAAGCUCUCGAUCUUAUGGAAAGUCACUUUGAGAAACAAGCUGUAUCACCCUCACCCAAAUAUAGUAGUUGGCCGUCACAGGAUGAAUACGGCAGCUGGAAUGCGCGCAUUGGCCAGUCACUACACGACGUCCAAGUCGCAACCUCCUAUCCUGGUGCUUCUGCUUUGCAUCCAGAUGUGAGCAAAGAGCAUACUCGUCACCGCGAGUCUACCUUUGCACCCUACUUGCCAGGCCUCGUUGGCCUCUUGGCUUGUGGGCGGCCGCCCGCUUACAAAGGGGUCAAUCCUAUACCGCGGGAAGGAACACAGCUUAUAGCUCAUCUGGUUCCAUCGCCCUUCGAAGGCUUGGGCUGUCUUGCCAGCACUGCCCUCCCCAGGAUUCAGUUACGCUUCAACAUUCACGAUUCCGAUCCAACACACGAUCUAGAGGACUUUGAACAUAGCAUUAUGCCAACUCCACUUCCAAAUGGCAAGUGGAUUGCUUUCUCUCACAUGCGUCUCAACAUUGCCACUGAUGUCGUGUCAAUGCAUUUGCCGACACAACCUGCUGAUAUCAUCCUCGAGCGUGAGAGGGUUCUCAUUUCCAAGUAUGUGACCCGCGAUGCACGUAUCAGGUCAUUCGUCAAAGCAGUGCAGACCAGCAUGGCGAGCGAUACUGUCCUGCGUGCUCCCCCAGCACUUAAAAUUAACGUACCGGCACACGUCGUUGUCACACAGCUCCCGAACAACAAGUCUCUCAAAACACGUAAACCUGAGCGUUCGAACCCCGGGCAUGGUCCUACUGUCCCUACGAAGUACCUGUUCGCCGGCUUCGAGUAUCGCGAAUGGAACUCUUUUGCUCACUCAUCAGUCGAGCCACAUUGUAAUGUAAUGGCUGAAACCUUCGAGGCGGGUGUAGCUGGUGGACGUCGCGUCGAGGUUACCGUGCGGCCGAAGUACAAGUUAUUCAACAACGUGCAAGAUCGGGCCAUGCUGAGAAAGCUCAUCGGCGCUUCAGUCAAAGUGCUCAAAAUUCUGGGGACGCCUUCGAUUGGAAAUUUGGACUCCCCUACUACGACCAUUCCCAAGGCGAAGGAAGAGGAAACCUUUGAACCGUCCAAGCUGAAACCUAGAAAGGAAAAUGAUGCGCGUGGAAAACCCGCCUCUAAGGAGAAGAAGAAGACUUCUGCGACCACAGCAGAGAUGGCGCAAGGCUCGAACAUCGCCGACCUCGAAAAGCUUCGACCCGAAGAAGUCGCAAGCGACGAGAAGCAGCUUGAGCUUGAGCUUGAGCUAGAUACCGACCAGCGCCCUCGCAUAGAGGAAGCAGCAUUAGGCGAACCACCUCGUCUGCAGAACAGCACGCCCGAUAGCGCUGACGAGCAAAUUGAAUCCGGUAUCAAGCCAGCUUCGAGAGCAGACAACGAGGCUCUGGAAAACGCCAUUUCUAAAUCAGAGAUCGAAGUCCAAGCCCUUGACGUACUGGUCCCUGCUGAGCGUGUUGUCGAGCCUGUUACACAAGAGAUCCCGAGCACGUCAGAACCCGCCCCAAGCACAAGCAGAGACACAGCGAGUGAGCAAACAAUCGCACAAGAGGUCGCAGAAGACAAAGACACGACGAGUGAGCAAGCUUCUGCGCAAGAGAGCCAAGAAGACAGGACCGAGGAAGAAAAGGCACCAGAAGAAGAACCCUUGAGCGUCAGGCUAAGACGCCUGAUGGGUGGUGCUUAGAUGCGCGUCUGACUCUCAUCGCUCAAACCACAUCAAAAGCAUUUCGGGAGCUCUACCACCUUGUAAGACUAUACAUAUAAAUUUUGUAACACUAGACUAUUGAAUUAACUCGUCACCUUUCCGAAUGCCAUUGAUUCUCGAGGCAGUGUGAAAUUUUGAACAGCUUAUUAUGAUUUUUUGGUGCUAUAUAUCAGGCGAUACAUAUCCUAAUAUGUGUCGCCGUCCGCUUGCACACCGUGUU